Molecule: messenger RNA, 4994 nt
Organism: Anthonomus grandis grandis
Lineage: Eukaryota; Metazoa; Arthropoda; Insecta; Coleoptera; Curculionidae
Exons: 18
Coding region: 492-4463 (1323 amino acids)
Cellular component (GO): cytoskeleton
Source: RefSeq, a predicted model, not a curated record
GCAUACGAAUGUUAAAUUCGUCUACAACUAAAAAUAAAAUUGAGUGUCAGUCAGUCAAAAUAUUGCUUAUUGUUUGGGUACGUUUUCGGAUCGGUUUACCCAAAUAUUCUUUUACUUAUUGUAAAUUCGCUAAGCGGAAGAUUGUUUUGUAGUUCCACCUGUUGAUAUGGAUAUAUAUUCAUAAUUUAAAAGUUUAAAAAUGUACUAGUUUUAUACCGGUUACUUACAUGUGCACCUUUCCUGUGUAUAGGGGUUAUAAUCAAAAUAUUUUAUCACUUAGUGAUUUCUGGUCAGUCAUUCUCUUUAUACACCCCACAUAUUUCCAAAGCUUUUUUAAAUCUGUAAAGUGUUGAAAGCAUUGCGGUAUACGCAUCGGUAGAACUGCAGUUUAAAAUUAAAAUGUGACAAGUAUAGUGCGGUGAACAGUAUUGAGCAGAAGAGAGUAAUCUAGCGUGCAUGAGAAAGGCGUCGGAGUCAGGGGUUUACUACACAUGGUGCAGCCGAGCAAUAACAACAACGGAAGCUCCGACAUGGACUCACUGGAGGACAUGCUGCGGAAGCUGUCCGAAUUGGAACAAAGAGUGCUGGAAGCAGAAGGACGAGCAGAGGAAGCAGAGGACAAGGUGCGAAUAAUGGAACAGAAGUUGGCAUGGUCGGCGCAAAGUGACCAAGGCAACGCGCAAAUUCACCGACUAGAAGGAGAAGUGGAAGAACAAAGACAAUUGCGUCUUCAAGACGCAAGGCAGGUAGAAGCAAAAGCUGCACGAAUUAAAGAAUGGGUUACGAAUAAACUUCGGGAACUUGAACAGCAGAAUCAACAUUUACGCGAGCAAAAUAUCAAAUGUAAUCAACAAUUGGAACUGCUAAGGAAUCAUUUGGCCCUUGCAGAUAGAAGGCGUUCUGAGAGUGGAUCGCCGGAGCCUAGACAGUUACCUCUAUCAGCAACAUCCACGUACAGUAACUCAAAGCACCGCCGUCAUCAAUCUGUGUGCCUUUCAACAAAUACGAGUUUUGAGCCAGUAGUUCCUAGUACAUUAGUCACUAGUGUCAAUUUCGCUACAAGUAACUCCAGCAUGGAUCCUCUUGCGGAUGAACUUAGAGCCGCUGUAGAUAAUUUAAGUAUAGGACGCAUACCAAGUAGUAGUGCCAGUGAUCCAGAUUUGGCACAUGAUUAUGCUGAAAUAUAUACACCUAGUAGAGAGAAAGUGGCAUGGCCUAGGGCACCAACGCCUCCUAUACACAGGUUUCCUAGCUGGGAAGAUCGGAUAUAUCAGGUAGCAGCUGAUGGUCUUACCUUAACAGGAACAACUCCUAGUGAUAUAGGGCCAGAACAAGCUGGGUACCAAGAUAUUCCCGUCCCAGUUUACGCCACUGUAAAAGGGAGAGCGAGUCAAAUUCGUUCAAUGCCAUUUACAGGUGAUUCGUCUGACGAUUCGAGUGAUGGCGAAGGGAAUAAUACUCAGGCUAUUGAUGGAACAAAUACUCAUAGUCGUAGCUCCGGAGAAACUACCGGUUCAAGUCCAGGAAAACGAACAGGAUCGAGCAGUAGUGGUUCACCAAGUAAAAGCAAAACAAGAGUAAUUUCAGACAUAUCGUUUGAAUCUGGACUUUCCGACGAUUACGCUGUACCUCCAGAUGCGCUUAGUUGCGACACAGCUAGUCUUGAGUCCUCCAUGAUGCUAAGAGCUUCCUAUUUAGACAGUCCCAAAAGGAUAGAAAGUUUGGAGAAAUGUGGUUCGUUAGCUAAAUUGGGUGGCAAACUAAAAACAUGGAGGAAGAAAUGGUUUGUUUUGAAAAAUGGUGUGCUAACAUAUUAUAAAAGUCAAAGUGAUAUUAAUCGUAAACCCCAAGGUCAAAUCGUUUUAGAUGAAAUUUGUAAGAUAACAAGAGCAGACGGCUCAAAUACUUUCGAAAUAGAUACGGGCAAAAAAACUUACUACCUAACAGCAGAUACGAUUACUGCAAUGGAAGACUGGCUUCGAAUACUUCAAAAUGUUCAACGAAGAAACGCAACUAAAAUUUUACUAAGCAAAGAAGAAAAUAAGCCAUCAGUACAAGGGUGGUUAACAAAAGUUAAGAAUGGUCACGCUAAAAGAUGCUGGUGUGUUCUUAUCGGAAAAAUGUUUCUCUAUUUUAAGUCUCCUUCCGAUACCACUCCACAUGGCCAAAUAAAUAUGAGAGAAGCACGUGUUGAAGAAGUGGAACAUCUAUCAGACUCUGAUUCUGAAGAAAGAGAUUCUGAACAGCCAGACCUAACGAUAGGUAUAUUUCCAAAUAAUUCCGGUCCGACCUAUUUAUUAUGUCCUGGAAAGCAGGAAAAAGAUGCAUGGUUAUAUCACCUUACGGUUGCCAGCGGCGGAGGCCCUAAUACUGGUACCCAAUAUGAACAAUUAAUACAUAAACUAAUGGAGGUGGAUGGCGAUCCCAAUUGCGUACUAUGGAGACAUCCUGUCCUCUUACAUGCAUCUUGUGCCAAAGAUGGAGCUGUACCAUCAUAUUUCCCAUUAACAAGUUUGCCAACAGAAGCUCUACAGGCCGAGGCAAUUAAAUUAUUUAAAAGUCUCCAAUUGUUCCUUUCUGCGGCUGUGGACCAGGCUGGUAUAGAUUACCACGUAGUGCUGGCUCAAAAUGCACUACAACAGUGCCUGGACAUGCCCGAGCUUCAGGCAGAAUUGAUUUGUGCUCUCAUUAAACAAACCAGUAAAAGUGUACCUUUGCCAAAGUUAGGAGUUCAGCAAUUACUACUUUGUGCAACGCAAAGUCUUUUCUCGUGCGAAACCAACGCGCCGAGCAUUAACAGUACUGCAUCUGAUGAUCAAAUCGCAUUGUCAAAUAUACAGGCAUCCCAAGAAGAGAAGUAUAGAGAACACAAGGAAUGUUACAAGGAGUACAAAGAUCCCAAGGCACCUCCGACGUACACGCUUUUGCAGGGAUGGCAAUUGCUGGCCUUAGCCGUAAGCCUCUUUGUACCAAAAUCGUCCAGGUUGUUGUGGUUUUUAAAGCAUCAUCUUCAGAGAAAUGCUGAUAAUAGAACUGAAUGUGGAAAAUACGCUUCAUAUUGUGAAAGAGCCUUGGAGAGGACCAUCAUAGCAGGUGGUAGGGAGCUUAAACCUAGCCGUAUGGAAGUUCUAAGCAUACUACUAAAGAAUCCUCAACACCAUUCGUUACCCCAUUCAAUGCCAGUUCAUCUUCUUAACGGCGCCUACCACAUUACAAGCUUUGAUGGUUCGACAACCAUUAAAGAGUUCCAAGAUACUCUUGCUCAUGAGAUUGGAUGUAGAAUGAGCAACGGAUUUUCAUUGUUCAGCGAUGACCCGAUUGAGAAAGAUCUGGAACAUACUUUAGACCCUAAUGCCAAACUCUGUGAUUUAAUUUCUAAAUGGGAAAUCGCCCUAAGAGAAAAGGGCAUGGGCAAGUUCGAAAAUAGUAAAGUUAUUAGACUAACAUAUAAAAACCGACUCUGGUGGAAGAACAGUGCAAGAUUGGAAACCGAUAAAGAAAGACUACUUUUAUGUUAUCAAAUUAACAAACAAAUUGUACAGGGACGAUUUCCUUUAAGUAGAGAAUUAGCUUUAGAACUUGCCGCACUGAUGGCCCAACUUGAUAUAGGCGACUGUCCUCUGGGAUCAAGUAAACCUUCCAGCGCUGGAAACACCCUUAAUACUCAUGCUACAACAUCCAGUGUCAAACAAAGUCCAAAGUCCAAUUUAAAUGGCACUUUCAGUCCUCCAUCUGCUCUGCAGAAUUCGUCCACCUUAAGUGCAUUGAAUAAUGUCCAUGGAAUAUUGAUGGCACAUUCCAACCAAGCGCUUAACGCUAUUGAUAAGUUUUAUCCUUAUCGGUAUAGGGAUCAGUUAACUCAAGAGGGUUUAGCGGAACUUCAGGCAAAACUGCUGGCUAAAUGGCGAGCGCUCAAGGGAAGAACUCAGCUGGAUUGUGUUAGAAUUUACUUGACUUGCACAAGGAAGUGGCCAUAUUUUGGUGCCACUCUAUUUCAGGCAAGACUGCGGCAACAAGAUUCCCCAAUGAUUUGGUUAGCAGUAAGCGAAGACUCAAUAACGGCUUUAGAUUUGGCAACAAUGCAACAACGGAAUCGAUAUCCUUACUCCAACGUACUUACCUUUGGAGGAUGUCAGGAGGACUUUAUGUUAGUUGUGACUCAAAAUGACCAGCAGGCUUCCCAAAAACUGAUAUUUACACUAAGCAAACCAAAAAUACUCGAGCUGACAUUACUUAUUGCCGAUUAUAUGAAUCUGCUUAUUGCAAACCCCGGCACGCCACUUUUGGGAACUUUAAGUCGAGGGACCAUGGUUUCCGUUAACCAAUCAAUAGUAAACCAAUCGAUAAUUAGCCACACAUUGGCUAACCAAUCGCAACCUGAUAUACUGAAAUCGACUCCGGACCAUGGAGUUCAAAGAUCUGAGUCAAAACGACGAACUCAUGUUGAUUCGGGUCUUGCGUAAUAUUCUGUGGGUAACCUGGAGUGUAAAAGGUGUUAAUAAUUUUCAAAGUGAUUAGUGUUAAAUUGCUUAACUUUUGAACUUAUUUUCUUUAUUGCCGCAGCACCAGAAAUAUAUAAAAACAUAUUACUAAAACAUGUCUUAAAUAAUUUUUUUUUACAUUUCUUAGAGCAACCAAAAAGUUUCUUUUUUUAAUAUUUUAACUAUCAAUUAUUACUUUUAUAUUAUUUUAUGUCUCACAAAGUGAGAGACAAGAGAAAAAAAAUAAAAAGUUCAUUUUAAGAAUAAACCAUUCAUCUUUAUUUACAAAGACAUGUUGAUGAAAAUUUAAGAUUAUCGAUGCAUUUGAUACCCUUUAUAAAGUUUUUAGUAAAAUCGAUUUAAAAAAAGUUUUUUUAACAAUCGAGAUCUUCAUUAAAUUUGGACAACCCUUUUUGAAUAUUUUUUUUGUCUAACUGAUGCAGCUUAACUUUUGAAGCGUACUGAAUAUUUCACUCAUAUACAUUUUUCCGUAAACGGCCUGAUGUAAAAAAA